Molecule: messenger RNA, 5394 nt
Organism: Mizuhopecten yessoensis (Yesso scallop)
Lineage: Eukaryota; Metazoa; Mollusca; Bivalvia; Pectinida; Pectinidae
Product: cGMP-dependent protein kinase 1-like
Exons: 17
Coding region: 757-2796 (679 amino acids)
Biological process (GO): protein phosphorylation
Molecular function (GO): cGMP-dependent protein kinase activity; ATP binding
Source: RefSeq, a predicted model, not a curated record
UUCCCACUCUCUAAUUGAAAUACUUACAUUUCUAAUUACACGUGAGGGUAUGCCAACGUUUCACGUGCACUAACAGCUGGGUCAUUCAUUUCCGCGCGGGGGAGUCAAGUUCCACGACAAAUUUCCAAACAUUUGUGUCGGGAAUAAGGGCGUAUUGGAGCAGCAAAAACUUGUAUCGCGUGCUGUGAAGCCCACGGCACGAGCCACUAGUACCUCAUAGGAGUUACGUCACCGCGUGUAGUUUCAUGGGAUGGGGGUACGUGAUCAGGAAUUGGUGAUAAGGGUGACUUCAGUGCACUCCCUAAGUUGCUAUGGUGAUACGAAAUGACUCCGGUGCACUAUGUAAGUACAUACACUGUUCCCCAAAGUCAUGGAUUAUUUGUUCACAAUGUGAAAAAAAGUUAUUACUGAUUAAUGCAAACUGAACGUCAACGGUAAGGCAAAACGGCUGACUGGACAAAGGAUCUACAUGACCACAGUAAUUAUACGUUUUACAGAAGUGUGUAAUCCACCAGUGAUAUACAUAUACGAUACUUCCUGGCUUUAAUUGGUCUGUGUCUGUAAGUCUGGCCCUUGUUACAGUUGACAGCCGGUAUUACAUAGCCUCCUUCUGUUUCUGAAGUAUUAUGCUUCAUUACUCCUGUCUGAUGACAAUUGCCUAUGGAUAACAAUGGAAAGGAUAUAGAGACAGACGAGGACGUUGUGACUCUGUAAGUAAAGUGUACUCCCUGUGUGUGUAGGUUCUGUUGUGAUACCAUGGGGACACUCCGAGACUUACAGAUGUCACUGAAUGAAAAGAUAGAGGAAUUACGUCAACGGGACGAACUCAUUGACGAGUUAGAGUCGGAGUUGGACGAGAAGGAUGUCCUCAUUAAGAAACUGCAGAACGAGUUGGACAAGUACCGGUCCAUCUUGAAGCCUGCAACACCACCUGUGAAAAAACGGAUGGCCAUGACGAGGGAGCGUAUCAAAAGGACAGCCAUAUCUGCCGAACCUGCAUGUCAUUCUGUGUUGAGUUUAUAUAAGGCUAAACGAAUUCCUAAGUCACCACCUACUAGGGACCUAAUAAGACAAGCGAUCCUUGACAACGACUUCAUGAAAAACCUGGACAUGGGUCAAAUCCGGGAGAUCGUGGACUGUAUGUAUCCAGUCGAGUACACUCAGGACAGUCUCAUCAUCAACGAGGGCGAGGUGGGCUCUCUGGUUUACGUAAUGGAAGAGGGGAAGGUAGAAGUGACAAAGGACUCCACAAAACUCUGUACAAUGGGACCGGCUAAAGUGUUCGGGGAACUCGCCAUCCUCUACAACUGUACCCGCACAGCAAGCGUCAAAGCAAUCACCGCCUGUAAGUUAUGGGCGAUAGACCGACCAUGUUUCCAGAGCAUCAUGAUGAGGACGGGACUAAUGAGACAUACGGAAAACUUGGAAUUUCUCAGAAGCGUCCCAACAUUCAAACAUCUUCCCGAGGAGUCGCUCAGUAAAAUCGCCGAUGUCCUCGAAGAGGCUCACUACAACAAUGGCGACUAUAUUAUACGACAGGGGGCGCGCGGUGACACAUUCUAUAUCAUCGCCAAGGGCAAGGUGAAGGUCACAAAGAAGACAUCAAAGGCAGGAGAUGAUCAGGUGAUUCGGUUCCUUCAGAGGGGCGAGUUCUUCGGGGAGCGUGCACUUCAGGGGGAAGAUGUUCGGACGGCCAGUAUCGUGGCUGCUGACCCGGCCGGAGUGGACUGUCUGGUCAUUGAUAGAGAGUCGUACUCACAGCUAAUCAGUGAUCUAGACGAGCUCAAGCGAGUGUACGAAGAUGAGGAUGAAAAAGCCGUGUUCGACCCGGAGUUUGUCAAACUCAAGCUUAGCGACAUCAGUAUCGUUGCCACGCUUGGAGUCGGGGGUUUCGGCCGCGUGGAACUGGUCCAGGUAAACAAUGAUAUCACAAAGACAUUCGCCCUGAAGAUCCUCAAAAAGCAUCACAUCGUGGAGACGAGACAGCAAGAACAUAUCAUGAACGAGAAGAAGAUCAUGUCCGAAUCGAGAUCCGACUUCAUUGUGAGAUUGUAUCGGACGUUCAAGGACAGAAAAUACCUGUACAUGUUACUAGAGGUCUGCUUAGGUGGGGAGCUCUGGACUGUUCUCCGAGACAAGGGUUCGUUUGACGACAGUACGACACGGUUUUAUACGGGCUGUGUGGUGGAGGCGUUCGCUUACCUACAUAACAAGGGCGUCGUCUACAGGGAUCUCAAACCAGAAAACCUCCUCAUCGACACUCAGGGAUACGUCAAACUGGUGGACUUUGGGUUCGCGAAAAAGGUCGGACUAGGGAGGAAGACCUGGACCUUCUGUGGCACCCCUGAAUAUGUGGCGCCGGAAAUCAUUCUCAACAAAGGUCACGAUAUUUCAGCAGACUACUGGUCACUGGGAAUACUCAUGUUCGAGCUACUGACGGGCAGUCCGCCGUUUUCCGGCCAGGAUCCUAUGAAAACAUACAACAUCAUUCUGAAGGGUAUCGAUGCGAUAGACUUCCCACGCAAGAUCACAAAGAACGCCCAAAACCUAAUCAAGAAACUAUGCAGGGAGACUCCGUCAGAACGUUUAGGGUUCGGGCGGGGCGGAGUGCGAGAGAUACAAAAACACAAAUGGUUCGAGGGAUUUAACUGGGAUGGUCUAAAGAAACGGAGUCACAAGCCGCCUAUAACUCCAGCAAUAAAAGGCACAACAGAUACCUCAAACUUCGACGAUUACCCAGAAGAGGAAGACGAUCCACCUCCGGAUGAUGUUACAGGUUGGGACAAGGAUUUUUGAUGGCAGAUCACAUGAUAUGUACUUUAAAGUGAAAGUGAUGACCUGCGUAUGAGGUGAUCUUACCUGAUCACAAACGAAAGUCGUGGAAGGAUAGCGCAUUAUGGCAGAACCAUAAUAUCCCAAAAAGCAAUUUUUGAGGAGUUUGAACAAUUCAGUGUCAAACGUAUAGCCUCAGUUGAAGUGUAGGAAGUGACGUCAUAGGCCUUACCAUCCGUCCUUACAGAAACCAGGGAGUCGAGCUAGUGGAAUGACGUCACACUGACAUAGUGGAAUGGCGCCUAUAAUAUAACCUAUGCAAACUGUUCAAUGACUAGUGCUACUCCCGAGGCCGACCAAAGUAAGGCGACAGGCUGUGAUAAUGAAGUGUUCGACAUUGUGUGGUAUCAUGAUCUCCGUCUCGUUAUAGUAGACAUUUGUGUGAAUACUUUCCAGUGUCCGCUGUGUGUCUUGCACCAAUACCUUGUGCUGACAGCCCACGUGGCUGUCAUGCACUGCUCUCAUCCUCCAUAGAACCACGUGCUGUAACUUUGGUUCGAGUUUUGGAUGCAACAAACAACAAACAGAGAUUCUAUUUCGAUUGAUUUGGCAAGAUUCAGAUCGAUUUGUUUAAUUGUUUGCCCAGAAUCCGAAAGACAUGCACUCGUAAAAUGACUAUAUUUCCCUACACCGUCCAAAUAUUCUCAGAUAAUCGGAUGUAAAAGAUGCAAAAAAUAAGAUUUGAUUACGAAUGAAUAAAUACUUGAGUGAUUCAUCAGGCUAUGAACACUGCUUGUAUACGGUAUAUUGAUUCAGGAGUACAGUCCAAACAUUGUGUUAUUACUUUAUUGGAUAGCUUUGUUUGGCAUUUUGAUAGUUUUAAUUGUUUAAUGCAGCUAAUAUAUUAGUCCCAAUAUGCUCAUCCAUGAUGUCUAUAGGAUUAAGGACGUGUAGUAGGUCCAGUACUGGAACAACUGUAAAUCAGGUAGAUUUCGCGAGACAUUUAUUUUGAGAAUGUUCAAUCCGCUAAAUUCACAUCACGGGAAUUAAAGGAUGAUCGUAAGACACGUGAUCGGCCUAUACAAUUUGUAUCAGGUACAGUAUGCCAAAAUGAUUUGCACGGCACCGUACAGCUGAUUGAAACGCAAUGACGGAAACAAUUGUUAUUUACUUUAAAUUGCUAAAUACAAUAUUCCGUAAAGUCUAAUAAAUGCAAGGUUAUCAAUGCAGACAGUCAAUUUAGCAUUUGAGCUGAUAUUUGUUUUCGCGCAAAUUAUCAAAAAGAUGGAUGACUAAUUACAACAUUUCGCAAACAUUUAUCAACACCCAGUCAAAGAUGUAGCAUCGAUCUGUUUCCCUUUGCGAAAGAAAAACCACGUGAAUGAGCGGAACUCGUGAAAACUAUGUGAUUUACUGAAACAGGUAUGAAGAAAGUAUAGUGAUAUGUAUAUGAAUAUAUAAUUUAAUAUAUAGCAAUGUAACGGCUGAUAAUAGCUACUGAAUUUAGACAUUAUGUAGAGAGAUAUAACAUGGAGUUGAAAUCUUGAAUACAAUACACGUAAAACACCGGUAAACCAGCUGUUUGACUGACGUUGACUGUGAGUAUUCAGCAGAAUUGUGCCACAAAUGAUAUUUGUUAUAGGGGGAAAGAGAGGGGGGGGGGGGGGGGGGGGUAUGAUUUGGAGGUAGUGUCAUUUUAACAUACUAAAAAGUUAAUUGAGGGGAGCUAAGUAAAAGCAUCGCUUAUACAGGGGUAUGGUUUUAAGUGAUAGCGACUAUAUAAAUGUGGGGUUAUAGAUAACAUUAAGUACUAUACUGUGUGUGAGUGUUGACACUGAGUGGGUAGAGAGAUCGGUGUAGUUAACGUAACACUAGAUAUUACCCUCGUGUACAUACGUUUUCGUGGUUUUAGUGUUUAGUGUUCAUCUCCGAUUACAGUUGGGGUAUAUAGUUGUUGGGGUGUAUUUAUUAAUAAUGGUUUAUUAUAUAUACUGACGAGUGGGAUGUUGUUUUCAGUUUACAUGGUAUAAAAUGGCACCCUAAUAUUUGCCUCGAUUGUGGUGGCCAGUUCUACCCGUACAUAACUACGGUCUACUCUAAUACUUGUGGACGGAUACCCUGUCUCCCAACAUCUACUCCGAUCCAGAACGAUUCAACCGAUACUGACCUGGCCCCAGAAUCAUGAAAUGAUCUUAAGUAUAAAUUUGACUUCAGUUUGAACUUAACGUCUAAGAUUGUAUCAUGGUCCCGGGGCCUGGUAUUACUAUCUUUAAACACCUGAUUGCUUCUCAAUCUAUAGAAUAAAAAUCAGAUCAAAAGAAAGGCAUUACUAUAUUUAUACGGAUUAUUGUUCAUUUACUUUCUGUAUUGAAAUAGUGUUUGUGAUAUUUUUCUGUAUACCUGUUUGUAUAACAUGUAUCUCAUUGUGUUGAUGACGUUUAUACUGGUGCUGCAGGCUAACCUGUCCGUCCGUCGUUAUCGGACGUACGGACGGACACACAAUUCCCGUGUACUACUUGCCAUAGUUGGGUGUUCAACUGGAGGGUAACGUGCCUUACAUAGUGGCUGGGGUGUACUCGUGAUUAUUUUUAAUAGAAAAUAAAGAAAUAUGAAAUACUCUUA